Penicillium taxi is the source of this 1755-nucleotide messenger RNA. RefSeq names its product replication factor A subunit protein RFA1. Lineage: Eukaryota; Fungi; Ascomycota; Eurotiomycetes; Eurotiales; Aspergillaceae. Gene Ontology annotation, cellular component: nucleus; DNA replication factor A complex. Gene Ontology annotation, biological process: nucleotide-excision repair; telomere maintenance via telomerase; DNA replication. The transcript has 7 exons. The record is from RefSeq and is a predicted model, not a curated record. The coding region runs from base 1 to 1755 and encodes 584 amino acids. Gene Ontology annotation, molecular function: damaged DNA binding; single-stranded telomeric DNA binding.
AUGGCAUCAGAUGCAGCUUCCCAGAUCACUGUUGGGGCUCUCAGUGCUAUAUUCGAUGAAACGAAACCUCAAGUUAGAGAGCCAAUCGUACAGUGUGUCCAGAUCAAGCCGCUGCCUCCCCAACCAAACCAUCCAGAACGUUAUCGAGCUGUUUUCAGCGACAUUGCCAAUUACGUCCAGACUAUGAUAUCCACCCCAGAAUCUAACCCUUUGGUGGCUGAUGGCUCCCUGCGGAAGGGAUGCUUUGUCCGACUUAAAUCAUUUCAGGCUAACAUGGUCAAGGGUAAAAAGAUCCUAAUUAUUCUGGACUUGGAGGUCUUAAAGGAACUGGGUGAUGCUGAAAAAAUUGGAGAUCCCAAGCCUUUGGAAGGGAAGGUUGAGGAGGAAGAGAAGCCCCAACCCACCACCAUCUCCAGUAAUGGAUUCUAUGGUAACAAGCUUUCAAGUGGACCACCCCCCAGCAGCCCAAUCGAGGGCCCUCCACCUCUUCACAUGCUACCAUCUAUCCCAUUGAGGCCAUCUCCCCAUAUUCCAACAAGUGGACCAUCAAAGCCCGCUGCACAAGCAAGUCAACCAUUAAGACUUGGCACAACAAGAAUGGAGAAGGAAAACUUUUCAUGUGACAUGUUGUAUGAGCUCAUCCAGGAAGGAGGAGUCUACUAUAUUUCUAGCCCCUGUCGUGUUCAAAUCGCCAAGAAGCAAUUCACGAACCUCAACAAUGACUAUGAGCUUACAUUUGAGCGAGACACUAUUGUUGAAAAGGCAGAGGACCAACAUGACGUACCCCAAAUUCGUUUCAAUUUCACCACUAUCGGAGACCUUCAAUCUGUGGAGAAAGAUACAACUACUGAUGUUAUUGGUAUCCUCAAAGAGGUUGGAGAAACGUCCCAGAUUGUGUCCAAAGGAACUGGCAAGCCUUACGACAAACGGGAGAUUACUCUGGUAGAUAACACGGGAUUCUCAGUCCGGUUGACUGUCUGGGGUGCCAAUGCAGUCAAUUUCAAUGUAGCCCCAGAGUCUGUUGUCGCUUUCAAGGGAGUCAAAGUUUCAGACUUUGGUGGACGGAGUCUCAGCCUACUGAGCUCUGGUUCCAUGGCUGUGGAUCCUGACAUUGGUGAAGCUCAUCGGCUCAAGGGCUGGUAUGAUGCACAAGGCCGAACUGAGGCUUUCGCCUCCCAUGCAUCAUUGUCUAAUGCUACCAACUCUAACAUGAAAGCUGAUGAAUUGAAGACUAUUGCCCAAGUGCGAGAGGAACAGCUGGGUAUGUCUGACCAGGUGGACUAUUUCUCCUUGAAAGCAACUGUUGUCUUCAUUCGGUCAGAUUCUACCUGGUGCUACCCCGCAUGCCUAAGUGAAACCUGCAACAAGAAAGUUACAGAGUUAGACCAAGGCCAGUGGCGAUGUGAAUUUUGUGAAAAAACUCACCCCAAACCGGAAUAUCGAUACAUCAUGCCCAUUAGUGUAAGCGACCAUACAGGUCAGCUUUGGCUUAGCUGCUUUGAUGACACGGGUCGGCUUAUCAUGGGAACCUCUGCUGAUAAUCUCAUGCAACUACGGGAGGAUGAUCAUGCUGCUUUCCUGGAAGUUUUCCAGGAAGCCAACUGUCGAACCUGGAGCUUCCGAUGCCGGGCUAAGAUUGACACUUUUGGUGAACAGCAACGUGUGCGAUAUCAAGUAUCAUCUUCCAAGAUGAUCAACUUUUCUGACGAGGCUUCCCGUUUGGCCGAUAUCAUCAACUCUUACAAUCUGAGUUAG